Molecule: messenger RNA, 4241 nt
Organism: Postia placenta MAD-698-R-SB12
Lineage: Eukaryota; Fungi; Basidiomycota; Agaricomycetes; Polyporales; Adustoporiaceae
Exons: 10
Coding region: 1-4191 (1396 amino acids)
Molecular function (GO): protein binding; ADP binding
Source: RefSeq, a predicted model, not a curated record
AUGCAAGUGCACACGGCGCAAGGGCUCCCACCUAUUUGGAGUAAGGCACUGAAACGAUUUAAGGACAGCACCAAUAUAGACCUAGAAGCCAUCGAUGACGAAGGCGAGUCUUCAAUACCGGGGUUGAUAGCGGUAAAAGAUGCCAAGAGCCUGUCGACUACUGUCCACGCAAAGUUCUCGAGCAACAAGAUACUGAAACAUGGACCUGAUCGCAUCCUCGAAUCUUGCAAGCGUGCGUUUGGAGACGUCGACUGCCUUCUGAGUCACGUAACGGAUGCUAAGCAGGGAAAUGUGCGACGAAUAAUCAUUUUUCGAUCGUUUGCCGCGCUCUUCCUCGUCAGCCCAUCUCUCACUCAUGUCAACGCAGUCGUCCACCUAUGGGAUCAGGUGCCACUCAUGGACAGUAGCCUUGCAAACAACGUACCAGCAAGCGAUAGAGCUCCCUUUGAGAACGUUCUCAUAUCCUACGUCACACUAGCGGGGACCGUAUACAAUGUGAUCAAGAAGAAACGUGCGUGGGCCCUCUUCCAUGACCAGAUCAAGCGUGGAUGGGAGCAUACUCUUGCUGAAUACGCAAGUCUUGUAGGCUUGGACGUGCAGUCGCCAAACUUCCCGAGGAAGGUCACCUCGGCCGUGGAGCUACAGGCACAACUCCAAGCACUGGGCUUCAAGGAGAGCGCCGCGGCGGUACAACUUCGAGCGAAUGCCCGAGAACUUGCGGAACUCAUCAUGUCACGAAGGAUACAUGGGCUUGAGGGCGGCGAUAUUGCAUCUCGUGGAAAGACCACUGCAGUCGCGCUCAUAGCAGACUUGACGGCGGGGCUAACAACAAUACUCAUGCGCCUUCCACCCAUCGCACAGGAGGCGGAAUCGUCAGCAGCCGUUAUACUUGCCCAGAUCAAGGCCUCAACACUAAGGAUUACCGGGGAGGGAGCAAAGACCCUACGUUCAGUGUCGGUUCCCUGGAUGUCUUCAUCGUUGUUUGCUCGCAAUGACAAACUGCAAUCCACAAUCCAUGAAUUAGCAUGGCUUGUUGAGAAUGCUUCGAUGACAUACGCAGCUCAGGGCGACCAUAUGCGCCGCCCAUUGACGAUCCUCACUAAAUUGACAGAUACUGCCUCAACGUCGCGUUUCGCAGAUAUAUGGGAGAAGGCGAUAAGGCGUUACACCGCCAGCACCGGUGUCGACAUAUCUGCAUGGGCAGCCGUUCAGCACAUUGACGCGCUGACAUCAAUUGAAACCGCUCUGGAAAACGGACGGUAUACGUUCCAGCAGGAACACAAGAAGGCGGAAGAGGCUGCGAAGGUGGUAGGGCCGGUAGUGAAGUUCAUAAAAACAUUUGUUGAUCCGGCGGCAGAUCUUGCGGAACCCCACCUCCCGGGGGUUAAGCUGGCUGCAGUUGCGCUGGAGAAGCUGCUCGAUGCGGCAGACAAGCUUGGCUCAAGCUAUGAGCCUAUCCUGAGUCUGUUCGAUGCGUUAUCUGACUUCCUGGAUCGCAUGCGUGUCCACCUGACGUCAAGAUCCGACAUUGAGAUCAUGGAGAUCCAUGAAGAAGUCCUUGCUGAGAUGCUGGUGAUAUUUGGUGUAAUCACCGGGCGCAUGAACAAAGGCUUCCUCGGUGCGUGUCUCAUAUCCACCGCAUGGACCUGUUGGCGACUUACUACUGGAGAUGACGACAUUAAGGCUGCGACCACCAGACUGCAGGCUCUGUUGGACAAGGAGGACCGGAUGACUGGUGCACUCGUGUUAUCCAAGCUGAAUGAUGUGAAGCAUGCAGUGGAGGAGGGAUUUGAUGCCGUAUACUCAAAUGUUCUGAUAUGUUUGCACAGAGAAGCAAUCUUCCCACCGCGGCCAGUGCUAUUCUUUGGUCGAAAGGAGGAGCGAGAGUAUCUCGUAGAUGCAAUCCUGCAGCUGAAAUCAAUAAUCGCCCUCGGAACAGGCGGCAUUGGCAAAACGACGGUCAUAACAGACAUGCUGUACGACGAUCAGGUCAUGUCCCAAUUCACACGCCGCUACUUUGUGUCCUGCGAGGAUGUUACCACUCUCGAUGGGCUGCGUACUUGUGUAGCUAACGUCUUAAGCAUGCCUGCAGAGGUGCGGAAUGAGCAGCUACACACUCGAAUCUUGUCAGAGUUAGGCCGUCAGCCAUCUGUCCUCUUUCUCGACAACUUCGAGACGCUUUUCGACGUCGCAGGUGUGCGGCGUGCAGUGGAGACGGAGCUCGAGGCAUACACUGGCGUUGACGGGCUAGCUCUGGUAGUCACUAUGCGUGGAGCUGAGGCCCCUGCUAUUGGCAGGAUUCAGUGGGCGAAACUCGUCCUUACUCCCCUGUCUCACGAAGAGGGCGUAACUUUGUUCAAGAAGACGGCUAGGAUUGCCGAUGAUACCAAUGACCCAUUCAUUGACAAACUCGUCGACGCCGUGGACAGCUUGCCUCUUGCUGUCACACUCCUUGCUCACCAGGUCCAGCCAGAACUUGGAACGACGACGCGAUCCCUAUGGGGUCGAUGGGAGAAGAGACGUAUAGACAUGGUCACGCGCUCAGAUGGCGCUCGAGACAGACUGCUCGAUCUAUCGACCUCCAUUGAGCUGUCAAUAUACAGUCCUCGCAUGCAGCACGAGCCCUCCGCCAAAUCUGUUAUGGCCUUACUUUCCCAGCUCCCGGGCGGUCUACCAUUUGGAACCAAUACAUCGGAGCAGAUGCAGAGCGCCCUCGAAGACUCUGUCGAUCUCUCCCUGUCUCUGCAGACCCUCUGCCGCGUGGGACUGGCCUACGCCGACACGAAUGGAGCCCAUCCGCGCUACCGUAUGCUUGCACCGAUCCGAGAGUACUGUCGAGGUCAUUCUGAGCUACAGCUGUCGAGGUCGCUAUGGGAAUCGCUCACCGACUUCUAUAUACAAUUUGUCGAGGAGAAUGGAGAUUACGUCAAUGCUGCGUGUCUCGCCGUUGUCCCUCCGGAGCUCCCAAAUAUCCGCCAGGUGCUUGCUUCGCGAAACUGGGAGACUGGGGCAACGUCAUCCGCAAUCCGUGCUUCCAUUGACUACACCAGCUGGACAGAGUUUCUUGGAGCCCCGUCCAUUGACAUUCUCCAACUCUGCAUUGCUUAUGUUCAUGACAACGAACUGCUGGGCGACUGCCACUACACCAUGGCAAAUGUAUACUCCAGCCUCGAUCGGAAUGAUGAUGCCGAGACGGCCCUGAAUCAGGCGCUUGAGUAUCACAAAGCUUCUGGCAGCCAGAAAGGCGAAGCGAACGACCUCCAGAACCUCGCGUGGAUAUACCAAUACAGAGGUGACCUCAGGCGUGCAAUGGACCACUUAGAGGAGGCGCUGUCACUUCACCGUGCAAUCGAGGACCGCAAGGGCGAGGCCAGGGCUCUCGGGAGCCUCGGAGAUCUGUUCUAUCGAGAGGAUGACCUCGAGGAAGCAGAAAAAUCACUAAUUGAUGCCCUUUCGCUUUAUCGUGCCAUAAACCACUGCCUCGGGGAGGCAAAUGUGCUUCAAAGCCUCGGAGAUGUGUACUGUCGGAAGAAUUAUUUUUACAAGGCGGAGCGCACAUACAAGAAGGCUGCAUCACUCCACCACUCACUCCAGGAUCGCACCGGCGAGGCCACCGAUCAUCAGAGUCUUGCCAUAAUGUAUUUUCAGAAAGGGAAUCUUGACAAGGCAGAGGCAUCAUCCUGUACAGCUCUGGAUCUCUUCGCUACCAUCCACAAUCGAUUUGGCCAAGCGAACAGCUUGCAAGGCCUCGGAAAGGUGUACCUGUAUCGGGAGGAUCUGUCCAAGGCUGAAGAAUCAUUGAAGAAUGCCCUGUCUCUGCACCAGGCUGUCCAGGCCCGGACAGGGUUAGCUGUUGAUCUCGCAUUGCUUGGCGAGAUCUACAUGAAGUCUGAUCGCAAUGCCGAGGCCGAGAAGGUGCUGCAUGAUGCAGUCGACCUGUACCGCACGAUUCAUAUGCCUCUCGGUGAGGGGAAUGCACUCCAAAUCCUCGGCAAGGUGUAUACGAAGAUGGCGCGCUUCGACGAGGCGGAGGCGAUUCUCACUCGAGCCCUCGAGCUGCACCAGGCAAUUGAGUGGGCAAAGGGAAGUAUCGGGAAUGAUGAGUGGGCUUUGGAGGAGCUUCUCCAAGCUCGAGAGGCGUCAGCUCGCGAUCGAGAAGUCUCGACACCGACUGGGCAUCCGUUACUAUAAUUCUUCCUGGCUUUUUUAUCUGAUGUUCGCAAGAAACAAUUGUUUACGAU